Molecule: messenger RNA, 3207 nt
Organism: Scleropages formosus (Asian bonytongue)
Lineage: Eukaryota; Metazoa; Chordata; Actinopteri; Osteoglossiformes; Osteoglossidae
Gene: atg10
Product: ATG10 autophagy related 10 homolog (S. cerevisiae)
Exons: 7
Coding region: 264-956 (230 amino acids)
Biological process (GO): protein lipidation; protein modification by small protein conjugation; autophagy of mitochondrion
Cellular component (GO): cytosol
Molecular function (GO): Atg12 conjugating enzyme activity
Source: RefSeq, a predicted model, not a curated record
UAUUAUUUCGAUGUUAUUUCGAUGAUAUUUCGCUGUCACUCGAGCCGUCAGCACAGCAGCAGCCCGCUGCGCGCGCCUCUUCCCAGGAAGCGCUCGGCCGUCCGAAGAGCCCGAGCCGUGAACGCGAAGGACCCCUUGAGAAGCUCCUCCCCCUACGGGACGGAAAGACCUUCCGCGCGGAGGGCGGCUUGAAACCGCCUGCGCCGAACCACAUUCGCUCUUCCCGUGUGUCCCUCCGCUGCUGCGAUCCCGGAAGUUCCCCGAUGUCCAGUCCAAGGAAGUUGGUGGCAGAUGCGAUGUACCUGGAUGAGGAAGGUUUCCGGCAGUGCUGUGAGCUCUUCCUCCAACAGUCCUGCGCUCUGGACGAUGGGUGGUGCUGGGAAGGGUUCAAUGGAUCUGCCGAUGGAUACAUGAAGAAAACAGUUUUGGGUCGCGGUAAGAUCAACACGCCAUCCUUAGAUGGGAGCUGCAAGUCAGAGGAAGACGUCUGCGCCCUUGGAAAAGAAACCCAGGAGGGAGCACCGGAUGGCUCAGAGUGGGAGGCUUUGGAUGCAGAGUGGUCAGCAGCGAUUCGCUACGAGUACCACGUGCUCUAUUCCAGCAGCUACCAAACACCUGUGUUGUACUUCAGGGCCUCAGCGUUGGAUGGUCGCCCGCUGUCCUUAGAAGAAAUGUGGGACAACGUGCAUCCAAGCUACAGGCGACGGCUGUUGCACAGCCCCUGGGACACGAUCACCCAGCAGGAGCAUCCUUGUCUUGGACAGCCCUUCUUCGUCCUCCAUCCCUGUCGCACCUGGGACUUCAUGAGCCCCAUUCUUGAGGCAGCUCAGAAUGAAUGCAGGAAGCUGAAUUACAUUGUUUCAUGGUUGAGUGUGGUGGGUCCCAUGGUGGGACUGGAGAUCCCCCUCAGCUAUGCUACUGUGGCCUCCAAGCCUGAGAGGACAGCUGCUCGCUGAUGCCAAACCCCAGCAUGUCCUGGUGUGUGAUGGUGAUGCCUCUACUGAAAGGUUCAAGUCAGUGUGUGGAUGAGCCACACUCAAUAGGGUUCUGCUUGUGCGCUCAACAGGCCUUGGACUGAAACAUCCAGAAUCUGAGUAUAGGGAAAUCCUGCCUUUAUUUAUGCUAAUUCUUCUUAUUAUUAUUUACUCGGUUAAAUAUCUCAUGGUAGACGUGACAAUGAAUGAAAACUGCUUGCUGGUAAACUUGAGACUAUUUUAAUGUGUUUGAAACCAGUCAGCCAGCUACCGUGGGAAGUACUGAACAAAGGGCUUAUGGGUUUGAGUCGCAUCAGUGUAUUAUUAUAAGGACAUUACCAUGAAGGUAUGAAAUCAGGUUGAUACCUUCGACAAUAUGUCCAGAAGGGUAAUCUGGUACAGACCGUAGAACACAGAUUAUUAUUAAUAUUCAUCCCCUCUCAUCUCUAGUGAAUGACUGAGCCAGACCCUGUAGACUCAUGUUAAAGCCAAGGAGGACAAGGUCUUCGAAGAAAAGGUUCUUGGAACCCCCAUGUGUGCUGGUGGGUAGCAGCCUAAAGGAUGUGCUUCGGUCUCUCAGUGCUGUUUUCAGCAUUUCUUACUCUCUGCUGUGUUUCUUUCAUUGUUAUGCAUCUAUUUAUGUAUAUAUCGGCAUGUCUGUACCGCGUGUGUGUAAAAGAGUUAGAGAGAGAGGGAGAGGGUUCAGCUGGGUGUUGGGCUCAUGCUGCAGGAUGUUCUCUUUGUGCAUCUCAACGGUAGGAUUCUCAGGGAAACAACCAAAGCAACACCCUGCAGGCCAUUGUGUCGAUGAGGUGUUAUUGAGAUAGGAUUGAAAAGUCAUUAUGGCUUGGCUUCGUGAACGAAUAUUUGGGAAGGGGGCUUCCCCGCAUCUGCUGCAAGUUGCUGGUCGCUGACCGGGCCAAUGCGGGACAGGCAGGCAGACGUAGACGUAGGCGUGCCCUUCUAGCUUGUGCAGUGGAGUUUUUAGGUGGAGCGCAGUGUGUGCAGUACUGGCCCCACCCUUUAUACCUGGGGUUCAUAUGUCAACCAAGGCUAACGAGUCUGGCCUACCCAUCCAGUUAUACCGCCAGACACUCGGUCGUGCCAUGAUGCAGCAAGCAGCAAACUACUGCGUCUGUAGCAACGCCUCCUCGUCGGUCCCCCCCCCCCCCCCCACCGUUUAGCAACAGAGAUGAUAAAACGUUAAUAUUCCCAAAUGGUGCAGUUUGGAACAUUGUCCAUUCCUGUUUUCAUACCAGUUGUGCAAGUACAUUGUGCCUUAUUGAUAUGUGGAUGUCUUUACAUAUGUGGUUAUAUUAUUUAAAAUAAACAAACUGUCAUUGCUCUGGAUUUUGUUCUUAUGGGACAACGAGACCUAGACGAGUCCACACGGAUUCACAGCAGACACUUAUGAGGACCUUUGGUUACUCAUCCAGUCAUCAGUUGUUGACCAAAAUGAAUGGGACUCAUCAGUGUGUUAUGAUUUAGGAGGCAAAGCGAUACGGGAACUGGACUGAGAACAUAGUAACUCUUGAUGUUUGUAUUGUCGCUCUAAAUGGCGUUUCAUAGUGGAAAAGAGCCCUUGACCAGGACCAGAGGAUGAAGUGUUAAUGCUGCACUUCUGAGCUCUCUGGUUACACUAUUUUACCACUGCUAAACCACAUUUUCUGAAGUUAUUCAGAAUCUCAUUUUUUCCAAAACCUCAAAAAACAAAAAUAGAUUCACCAAAAGGCACCUCUGUUUGGUGAAAGCAAACAUUCGAGUCAGAAACACGUUGACUUUGCUCAUAAUGAUACUUACUUUGCCACUAAAACAUAUGCAAAUCAAUGAAAUGUACACACACUACUGACCAUCUGCUGGACACUAGUGUCUUUUUAAGAAGCUGAUGAACUGGUAACAGCUGCACAAGGAAAACUGUUAACAUUUAAGUUAUGGUUAAGAAAGUUAAAAAAAAAAAAUAGUUCCAUUACAAACACAUUCACUUUUGAUAACUGCUUAUGUUGGUCAGGGUCACGACGGGCCGGAGCCUAUCCCAGAUUCACUGGUGCAAGGCUGAGGGGUACACCCUGGACGGGACGCCGCUCCAUUACAGGAAUACAUCCCGUUUGUUAGCCAGAAAGAAAGGAAAAAAGUGGGUUAUUCUGCGUGAGCAAUCAAUCUCAGGGCUGGAGGAAAAGCUUCACCUGGAGCGCUGCGGUAAAGCACCGCUAGCAUCGCUACAGCUGUGUCGCCA